AUGAACAAGAACGAUAAAUUGCAAAUAUUGAAAAAUGCUAUAAAAAGUUAUCCUGAUUUUCCCGAACCUGGGAUUAUUUUCCGAGAUAUAUUUGGAGUGUUUAAUAACAUCGUAGCAUUACGAGCAAUGAAAGAUUUAAUUAUGGAGCAUAUUUUAUUCCUUGAAGUAGAUUUAGUUGUUGGAUUGGAUUCACGUGGUUUUCUCUUUGGACCUAUAAUUUCCAUGGAAUUGGGCAAGCCCUUUCUACCCAUUAGAAAAAAGGGUAAACUUCCAGGCAAAGUUACUCAACAGAAAUAUACAUUAGAAUAUGGAGAAGCUACAUUUGAAUUACAAUCAGAAUUCAUUAAUAAAGGAACCAGAGUGCUAAUUGUUGAUGAUUUAUUGGCAACUGGAGGUACUAUGACUGCAGCAGUGCAAUUAAUAAAAUCAACAGGUGCUAAUGUAAUAGAAUGUUUAGUGAUAAUGGAAUUGACUUUGCUGAAAGGUCGAGAUAAGGUCGGUGUUCCUGUUCAUUCUUUCAUUAAAUAUGAUCAUUAGCAGACAAUUAUGCGUGUGCGCGCGAGUGCGUACUCUUGCCAUGUUCAAAUAGUUGCUAUGCAUAAUAUGCAGACACACACGCGAGCACAUGCACACACAAAAUAUAUACAUAUAAUGUAUAUAUAUAUAUAUAUAUAUAUCGAUGCAUAUAGAUUUUUAU
This is a messenger RNA of Cyphomyrmex costatus, 697 nucleotides long. It is a transcript of the gene Aprt, whose product is annotated as adenine phosphoribosyltransferase. The coding region runs from base 1 to 537 and encodes 178 amino acids. Gene Ontology annotation, biological process: adenine salvage; AMP salvage. Gene Ontology annotation, molecular function: adenine binding; adenine phosphoribosyltransferase activity; AMP binding. Gene Ontology annotation, cellular component: cytoplasm. NCBI's taxonomy places the organism in Eukaryota, Metazoa, Arthropoda, Insecta, Hymenoptera, Formicidae. The transcript has 4 exons. The record is from RefSeq and is a predicted model, not a curated record.